Oldenlandia corymbosa var. corymbosa is the source of this 537-nucleotide messenger RNA. The record is from the annotation of a GenBank genome assembly. Lineage: Eukaryota; Viridiplantae; Streptophyta; Magnoliopsida; Gentianales; Rubiaceae.
AUGACGCAGACACGUUCUCGAAAGGAGAUUGAUGAUCAGCUUCACCGGCAGGAACAGAAGUUGACGGAGGUAUCUACAAAGCUCCGACAACAAUCGAUGGAUCACAAGGCGAGCAACAAGGAGUUGAAGAAACAAUUUGAGUCAAAAUUUGCCAGUACAAACUCUCAAUUGGCAGAAAUUUGCGAACAAUUGAAGAUCUUGAUCUCAGCUUCACAGGCAAGGAACUCAAUCUUGAACAAUCCAGUGAUAAUGGAGAGACUGCCAAUUCAAAAUGGGCAUCUCACUCAGGACGAACAACACUUGUCGUUUCACCAGAGAAAUCAGCCAAUUUACAAGAAGCUAACAAAGGCAAGGCAGUGGAAGUUCAAGAAACGGUUAAAGACAAACAGGCGAGACCGCAAUGGUUUACUCAACCAAAGAAUGAACUUCCAGUAUUCACCAGAGAACAACUCAGGGAUUGGCUCAGGAAAUGAGCCAAGUUUUUCAUUCUUCAUCAGAUCUCUGAGGAAGAAAAGGUUGAUGUCAAAUUGUACCUAG